This is a messenger RNA of Apus apus (common swift), 2628 nucleotides long. It is a transcript of the gene VAMP1, whose product is annotated as vesicle associated membrane protein 1. Gene Ontology annotation, molecular function: SNAP receptor activity; syntaxin binding. The record is from RefSeq and is a predicted model, not a curated record. NCBI's taxonomy places the organism in Eukaryota, Metazoa, Chordata, Aves, Apodiformes, Apodidae. The transcript has 5 exons. Gene Ontology annotation, cellular component: plasma membrane; SNARE complex. Gene Ontology annotation, biological process: vesicle fusion; vesicle-mediated transport; SNARE complex assembly. The coding region runs from base 58 to 417 and encodes 119 amino acids.
GGCGCUGGUGCGGGGUGGCGGCUGCGGUGUGUGCGGGUGUCCCGGGCGGGCCCGGCCAUGUCUGACCCAGCUCAGGAACCUGCUCCCGGGGCCCCCGAAGGGGCAGCCCCUGGCGGGGGCCCCCCUGGGCCACCCCCCAAUCUGACCAGUAACCGCCGCCUGCAGCAGACACAGGCCCAAGUGGAGGAGGUGGUUGAUAUAUUCCGUGUAAAUGUAGACAAGGUGCUGGAACGAGACCAGAAGCUGUCCGAGCUAGAUGACCGGGCAGAUGCACUUCAGGCUGGUGCCUCUCAGUUUGAAAGCAGUGCAGCAAAACUCAAGAGGAAGUACUGGUGGAAGAACUGCAAGAUGAUGAUCAUGAUGGGAGUGAUUUGUGCCAUUGUGGUGGUGGUGAUUGUAAUUUACUUUUUUACUUGAAUGUAGCUCCUUCAGUCUGCAGCCUACUGUCCCUUGUCACCUUGCCUGUCUCUUCUUGCCCGUGAAUCUUCCCUUCCCUUCCACCUAGCUUUUUCAUUAAUUUCCUUAUUGGUUUUAAUUUGUUUUCUGUGUAGAACUCAAGUGCUCUUCUGAGCAUGGGUAGACUCUUCAACAGCUGCUGCAGCUUUAGGGAGGGUCAUCUGAGUUUAGAGGAAGGGGAAAUAGAGGAGGAGUGGGUAGCUAUUGCUCCUGUUCUCCUGCAGGGGAUUUUAGUGAUUUGAGUGUCAUCUUGUCAAAUAGUGCCUGUGUGAACACUAGCAAAAUAAGAAUGCCUUAAUGCAGUGCCUUUGGGGGUGAAGGACUUCAGCAUGUGUGUUCUGCCUAAAAAGGGGCAGCAUGGAAUAAAGGCUAGUUUGUGUUGGUCAGUGAUUGUGAGCCAUCUGACUGAGCUAGAUAGUCAUCUAGAUUUCUCUAGCCAUAGAGAGAUGUGCACUUAAAGGAACAGUUUACUCUUCCUGUCCUUAUUUUCAGAUAACUUGCUGUCUGAACGAGGCCCUUUCAGUUGUUAUAAAGGAGAGCCUACAUAGUUACCUCAGACAAGUGCAACAGACUAAACAUGGUUAAGGGAAAGGAGGUUUGUCACUGUCAAAAAGGCAUGUGUGGGAGUAAAAUCUCCUGCCAGAAGGAAAAAAAACAACAGUAAGGAGCCUGGUGGGGGGUGUCAAGUAUUCUUUUAAUCUAUGCAGACACAAGCCAGGACUCUGUGGCUUUCUACUAUCUUGUAGCUUUCCAGAAGACUUUGGGGUAGUGGCAAGACUGGGUGUGGAUGUUCUGCUUCUGUGUUUCUGGGUGGAACACCAAAGGAGGUCUCCUAUGUGGCAGAUGGAGGUGAAGGAGACUGGAGGUAUUCUGGACAAGACUGAACAAACCACAGUUUUUUGAUUGCCUGUUCUGUUUCUGAUACCCCAAAGCCCUUUCAGCAGGAGUUGGGAAGUACUUGGAAUGAUUAGGUAGGGAUUCAAAGGGAAAUGUUGCUCUGGGCGUGGGUGUUACAAAGUGGCAUCAGAUGUCCCUGUAUGGCAGCUUUAGGUAUCUAGAGACCUUGCCUAUCAAACUGAACAACUCCUUGCUAGGAGUUCUCUUGAAUUUAGAUCUAAGGUGGUCUCUCCUGGAAGUAAACCUGCAGCAUGGAAUGCAAGGGCUUUCUGUGAGCAAUCUCCUGGUUCUCCUCCUUCAAAAAUAGCAAGAGCUGUGAAUUAAUUGCUUGAAUGUGUUGUCAAACCUGGGUUAAAUGAGCUGCCCUGUUCCUCAGUUUCUGCAUUCUUCUGAGGAAUGUCAAUCUUGUCUUCUACAACCUGAGCUGUAGCCUAGAUUGGAAAAAGGGCACUUUAAUUUAGGAAGCUCUGCUUCAGUUCUAGAAUACACUGGGAUCUGCCUAGGCUUAAGAGAAUGCAGGGAGGCAGGGGAGAACAUCACUGGAGUUCCUGGGUCGCAGUGAAGUAUGAAAGCUGGGAGAAGUAGAUGCUUUUUAUUUCAUUGUGUGUCAGGGAAGCCCCUUUCCUCCUCACAGGGCAUUUGGGAAGGGGCUAGGUUUUGCAUGCUCACUUCCAUGCCACAGCAUUUCAUUUGCACUGAGUUCAUCUCCCUGCAAUUCCAUCCCUCUCCACCUUGGGUGAGGGCAGAGAUGAAGAUCUGGAGUGAAGCAGCCCUCAUCCCCUGAGCACUUUUCUAAUUCCCUGUGGAACUGAGAUGUGAUGGAUGGUCAGAAGUGCAUCUACUGAAGAGGAGCCAGGGCCUGCUUGUACUACUUACUGCUGUCAUUUUAGGGGGUGGGCAUACAAGCUUGAGUCCCCCAGACUAGCAGUUCUCUUGAACUCUUUUAAACAAGCCUUUGGUGCCCCAUCCCUCCAGUUUCUCUGGGGCCUGAGGUCUCCCUAGGCUGUCUCUUCCAUUUCUUUCUCUUAAAUGUUGUGCGUUGCCUAUUCUGCUCCCUUUCCUUUCCUUUGUGUCUCUGCAUGGGCAAAAAAGAAAUAUCACCAAGGCCCUCUGAGUAAAAGCAAGGGACUCUGCUGUCCUCAGCAUUACAGCUGCUCACGCACGUGCAGUUUAUUUCCUUCCUCUACCAACAUGACUGUAAUCUCCUCUAGCAUGGUAUAGUAAUCAGCUCAUGUACUUUAAAUUGGUCUCUAAGAAACACAAUUCACCACCUUA